AUAAGGUUGAAAUCGUCAACGAUGACGCUGGGUGGAGGAAGGCGUUGCUCGUCGCUCUCGCUGUGAACUGACUAGAGGAACGGAAAAUGGCGGAUCUGGAAGACGUUAAGCUGGACGGGAGAUCGCUACAGUCCCUUCGAGUAGCGGAUUUAAAAGCUGCUCUUGAGGAGAGAGGACUCUCGAAAAGUGGGCAGAAGAAUGCUUUAAUAAAAAGACUCAAAGGGGCUCUCAUGCUGGAGAAUCUGCAGAGGACUUCCACUGCUCACAUUGGGCUGCAGCCAAACUCACAGAUUGGUGAGGAAAUGAGCCAGAACAGCUUCAUCAAGCAGUAUCUGGCUAAACAGCAGGAGCUGCUGAGGCAGCGACUGGAGAGAGAAGCUCGUGAAGCAUAUGACACAAGUGAGCCAGAGGACCACACAGAAGUUAAUAACAGUACAUCAUGCCCUCCUCAAGUCCAGGAUGCCACACCAGCAUUGGCUGAGCAGCACAAGCCACCUGGCCCCUCUGGUGGAGAGGGAUUGUUUGGCGCAGUGAAUGAGGAAGAGGGUAACAGGAACCAGGAGGCUGACAUGUCUGGUCCUCCUGCUUCUGGCUCUGUGGUUCCUGGUGGUGAGCGCCGGCCAGACAAGGGGUCUGCCUCCAACAAAAUUGCUGCUGACAGCGACGAUGACGAUAGUGAGGAUGGCGAGGAGGAUGGUGACGAUGAUGACUGGGAAAGCGGUGCUCGAAGAAGAAGCCACAGAGAGCCAGCAAAAGUGCCCACAACUAGAGAGAGGUCUGGUGCAUCCUGUCAACCCCCGCAGCAGCACAUGCCUUCCCUUUUGUCUCCUCAACUCCGCCAGCCGACACCUCCUCCCUCCCCACCUCCAGAGUUAUCAUUCCCCUUGCCUGACACCCCUAAACAGAGCCCCCCUAGUCCAGAUGUAGCCCCAGCUAGGCGCUCAUCCAGUACCUCUAGCUCUGGUUCAUCCAGCAGCGGCAGCCGCAGUAGCAGCCCAGAGCCACAGAGGAGUGGACAUGCUGAGCGCAAGCCAGGCCCACUGACCCUUCUGGCACGUAAAAUGGCAUCAGAAGGUGCUUUUUCGGGAGCAGGUUGGCACCGCGGCGCUGGGGAAGGUGAUAGGCAGGACAGCAGUACUCCGGCUACAUCAUUUCCUGGCAGAGGUCAUCCAGAGGGUCUGGUAUCUGCCAUCACUCACACAGCCAAUACUGCAGGCCCUGUGUCAUUUCCCAUGAUUUCAGGCACUCACCAGGGUAUCACAGGAGCACAGUCGGCUCAUAUUCAAGUACCUGUGAGUUUGCUCAAAGCCACAGCAGCAGAAGAGAGGGACAGAGAGAGGGACUCUCAGAUAUUAAGAGAAAAGGCCCUUGAGCUGCAAAGGCUACAGAUGCAGAGAAAACUUGAGCAAGAACAUGAGAGAGUUCUGGAGAAAGAGAGAAUUGAACGUCAGCAGGCAUUAGAAAGAGAAGAACGAGAAAAGGCUUUGCAGCGGGAGAGAGAACUUGCUCUAGAACGAGAGAGGAAGGAGAUGGAACUAGCUUUGGCCAAAGAGAGGGAAGCGCAAGAACAAGCCUUGGCACAAGAGAGGGCCUUGGAGCUGGAGAGGCAGAAGGAGCUUGAAAGACAGAGGGCCCUGGAGCAUGAACGUCUGCAGAGAGAAAAGGAGGAGAGAGAGAAGCGAGAGAGAGAAGAAAUGGUACGAGCAAUGGAGCUAGAAAGAGCUAAGGCUUUGGAGCAGGAAAGGAAGGAGAGAGAAAGAGCUCUUGAGCAAGAGAGGCUACAGAGGGAAAUAGCUCUGGAGGCUGAGAGAAAGGAGAAGGAGAGGAUUGAGAGAGAAAAGGCUUUAGAGCAGGAAAGGUUGGAAAGAGAAAGGUUAGAGAGAGAGAAAGCCUUAGAGAAAGAGAGACUAGAGAGGGAGAAAGCCUUGGAGCAAGAGCGACUAGAGAGGGAGAAAGCCUUGGAGCAAGAGAGACUAGAAGUGGAAAGAGCCCUGGUGCAAGAGCGACUAGAGAAAGAAAAAGCCAUAGAGCAAGAGCGAAUUGAGCGAGAGAAAGCAUUGGAGCAGGAGCGAAUUGAGCGAGAGAAAGCCUUGGAGCAAGAGCGAAUUGAUCGAGAAAAAGCCUUAGAGCAAGAGCGAAUUGAGAAAGAAAAAGCCUUAGAGCAAGAGCAAAUUGAGAAAGAGAAGGCCUUAGAGCAAGAGAGAAUUAAAAGAGAGAAAGCCUUAGAGCAAGAGAGAAUUGAAAGAGAGAAAGCCUUUGAGCAAAAGAGAAUUGAAAGAGAGAAAGCCUUAGAGCAAGAGAGAAUUGAGAGAGAGAAAGUCUUGGAGCGAGAGAAAGAGAGGUUGGAGCGGGAGAGAGCCUUAGAACAGAGGUUAGAGCUUGAGAGGAAGGAAAAGGAGAGAAAUGAGAGGGACAAAGCAUUAGAGCAAGAAAGGAUAGAGAGGGAAAAGGCCUUACGAGAGAGGGAGGAAAAAGAGAGAUUGGAGAGAGAGGCAGCUCUGGAACAGGUGAGGAAGGAGAAGGAAAGAGCCGAAAAGGAGAAGAAAGAGAGGCUGGAGAGAGAGAAAGCUUUAGAGAAGGAAAAGAAGGAGAUGGAGAGGGCACUCGAACAAGAAAGGUUAAAGAAGGAGCAAGCAAUGCAGGAAGAAAAGGAGGAGCAGGAGAGGGCCCUGGAACAGGAGAAAGAGAGAGCUAGGGGGACUGAAAAGGAUAGGGAGAGUCACCUCCCUCCUUCCAAACAUGGCCGUGAGAUUGGUCUUACCCCCCUGCCCACUCCUCCCCCCCUCUCCACAGGACCAGGUAGAAAGUCAUCAACAGAAGCAGGAGAGCAAGAAGAUGCCCAUACUCCAAUGUCCCGGUGUGAAGCAGCAGAAUCCGGUGCACCCUUGCCAGCAACACUUCAGUUGCCUCAGUCCUCAUUCAAGAAAUUCCGGUUUUUACGGGACUCCCCAAUUCAGCUCCAAUCUUCUUCCCCUUCCAUGGUCAUAAAACGGCCUCGUAACUUUUCUGAUACCGCCCAGCCUCGGGCCUCACAUGUUUCCUCCCUCCCAUCCUCCGCUGAACAGGAAGAUCCACAGAUGCGGACAAAACAGGAGGUUGUUGCCAGGGCGCCAGGAUCUGAAGGGGCCCAGCCUGAGAAGGAGACCACUGUUAACACCUCAGUGGUCCUAAGUUCCAAAAAAGAAGGGGCCACCAGCCUAGUAUUGGAGGAGAAAGAUAAAGCAGAUACUGUGAAGUCGGAACAGGCUGCCAAGGAAUCCACCAAAAAAACAAAAGAAGUGGAUGAAAGUAAGGGUCCCACAAACCCAGUGGCUACUGCACAGCAGAGGGGAAGAGCUACAAACAAGGAAGAAAAACUAGUAAGACAAAGAUCAUCAUCUAAUGAUUCCUCGUCGUCAGAAUCGGACUCUCGGUCCUCGUCUUCUCGGUCCUCUGGCUCAUCCACAUCCUUUCAAGAGAAGACCUGCUCCACUUCAAGAAUUAGAAGGGAUGGUACACCUGAAAGAGAUUCCUCACCACAGCACAGGGUGACACAAGAGGCUCAGGCUGAGGGUUUAAAGGAAACACCAAAAGCCUCCCCUGGCAAAAGAGAGAUGUCUGUAGAGAAGAGUAACGCAACUGCUGAUGGAGACAGUCACACCAAGAAACCAUUCAUUGAAGCACCAACCAGAGAGGCGUCCCAAAGGAAGAAGGACAACGAGAGAGAGGAGAAAACGGACAAACAAAGACAACUGAAGGAGACUGCCAUGGCAGAGCCGGAGAAGCUUCCAGAGACCAGUGAGGAGACACCAAAGGGCUUCUCUGCUCGUAAGAUCUCUAUUAGCAGCAGUAAAUUGUCCCCAGGCACUGGCAGUGCAGAGGGUGAGCAAGACUCUGGGGCCGCAGCCGGUCGCAAGAGGAGGUGGGGCUCCAGCACAGCUGUCACUGCCAAGAAACCUUCAAUCAGCAUCACCACAGAUUCACUCAAGUCUCUGAUUCCAGACAUUCGCCCGUGUCUCGGGCAGGAGGCAGUAGUGGACCUGCACCCAGAGGAAGCUGUCCUCUCUGGUGCUGAGGAUGAAGAGAGGGAGUGCUCUGACCAGGAUCUUCAGAUCCGUCGGACUGUCACACAGGUGGUGCACUCAGAGAGCCAGGAGAAUGGAGAGAAAGAGACAAAGAGGAGCAGACAUGAUGAGCUGGAGGAGGAUGAACCACAGGGAGACACAGAGAUGACAAGGACCCACGAAGAGAAGAUGGACACCUCAUUUCCUGGAGCCGUGGAAAGCCAGUCUCCAUCACAUUCCAGCCAUGAUGUAGAAACUAACACUGUGACCCCCAGCGACACCCUCAUUCGCCGCUCCAUCAGCCAGCAAAAAACGGGUGUUUCCAUCACAAUCGAUGACCCUGUUCGCACGGCCCGGCAGCCCUCACCACCUCGCGGCAAGGUCUCCAACAUUGUUCACAUCAGCAACCUGGUGAGGCCCUUCACUCUGGGGCAGUUAAAGGAACUGCUCGGCAGAACAGGCACCCUGGUGGAGGAGGGCUUCUGGAUUGACAAAAUCAAGUCUCACUGCUAUGUCACUUACUGUAGCUCAGAUGAGGCAGUUGCUACUCGGGCAGCUCUUCAUGGAGUUAAAUGGCCUCAGAGCAACCCAAAAGUCCUUAACGUAGACUUCUGCCAGCAGGAUGAGCUGGACUUCCAAAAAGGCUUGGGUGUAGCUGGCAAACCCGGAGCAGAGGAACGGGGGCCUGGCUCUGGCCGUGGUCGGACAUCGGCUUUGCCCUCUCUCCUCCCUGAGCGAGACCAGUGGGCCGAGCGUGAGCGUGAGAUGGAGCGCCGAGAGAAGGCUAGAGCAGAGCGGGAGUGGGAUCGCGACAAGGUCCGAGAGUUUGGAAAACCCGGUGAAGAGAAGGAGGAAGGUCCCCGUAGGUCACGCUCCAGAGAGAGGCGCCGCAAGGAGAGGGGAAAGAGCAAGGAGAAGAAGACUGAGAAGAAGGAGAAAAUGGCUGAGGAUCCCCCUGCAAAGCUGCUUGAUGAUCUGUUCCGCAAAACUAAAGCAGCUCCUUGCAUAUACUGGCUUCCACUUACAGAGGAACAGUUUGUCCAACGGGAAGCUGCCAAAGCAGAACGGAUGAAGGAGCGUGAGAAACGGAGGAAGGAGCAAGAUGAAGAGGAGGAGAAAAAAAGGGAAGAGGAGCGCAAGGAGAGGGUGAAAGCUGGAGGCGGCCCACCUGGAGAACGAAGUGAGGGUGAGAAGGAGAAGGAAAAGGAAAAGGAAAAAGAAAAGGAAAAGGACAGAGACGGAGAGAGGGACAGAGACAGAGAUCGAGGUAGAGACAGGGAGAGGGAGAGGGAGAGGGUGAGGGAGAAUGACAAACGCAGGGAUGCCUACCGUAGGCCAGAGGGCCGUGCAGCAGGCGUGGGCAGACGCUCACGCAGCCGCAGCGACCCGCGAGAAAGGCGACGUUAAUGGGCAAUCAACUGAUGGAACUGUCCUAGAGACCACCCUCUUCCAUUUGCCUUUCACUACAUGUACUUUGUUACAACUAAGACCCAACAGAGGACCAACUGAUGUCGUCACCAUCUCUCAAAUUGUCACCUUUUUUAUAGCACAUCUACACUUAAACACAGUCAGGCUUGAAGGGGACCAUGGUUGUUUUUUUUGCGGUGUUGUUUCCCAGAGUGCUGUAUGUCGCACUUCUGUCAAGCUUUGAUAUAUUUUCUUUAUACUCUUGCCUCUCUUUUUCUUAAAUUUUUGUCUUGACGGUUUUGCAGUAUGGCACGCUGGGUAAUUUUAAUAAUUUCCCCUCAUGUUCCCCAUUUGCCCCAAAGUGUAGGUGCCAAUUAUGAUUUGCUAUCAAUUGUUGUCGCCUCCAGUGUUUUUAACAGCUCUAAAAUCAGGAUGAGGAAUCCUUUUGUUGCUGCAUGUAGUCCAAGGCUCUCCUUGCCAAUCCUGCCUAAAAGAAAACUGCCCUCUGUACAGAGGCUUGCAUAAAUCUGAAAAUAUUGGAAUAGGAGAGUUUGGCAUUUUGUACAGACAUAUAAGAUUACUUAAAACCACGUCUUUAAAUAAGGCAGCUCUGGGUAAUUUUUGGACAGGUGUGGAAUAACCGCUAAGGCAAUGCAGUGUUCCUCUCCAUGCGAUGGUUCCGAAUCUCCUUGGAGGAGAAUCGAUGUCUGUCACACUUGACACAAGUUAUGAUUAUGACCUUAUCAUUGAUUCUCUCAUUCCUCCCUCCUCUUCCUCCACUUCUCUUACCCUGUAAUGUCAAUAUAGGCCCAAGAGGGAGUUUUCUAACCAUUUUUUUUGUUACCUUUAUUUUAUCAUUUUAGUACAAAGGUUUGUUUUUUUGUUUUUAAAUUUCUUCUUUGAGUACGCCUAUCAGUGGUGAAUGUAUAAAUAAUAAAAGUUGAGAUUUGAAAUU
Etheostoma cragini (Arkansas darter) is the source of this 6405-nucleotide messenger RNA. RefSeq names its product apoptotic chromatin condensation inducer 1a (gene acin1a). The transcript is spliced from 18 exons. NCBI's taxonomy places the organism in Eukaryota, Metazoa, Chordata, Actinopteri, Perciformes, Percidae. The record is from RefSeq and is a predicted model, not a curated record. Gene Ontology annotation, molecular function: nucleic acid binding. Bases 87 to 5450 code for a protein of 1787 amino acids.